UUAAGAAUAAUCACAAACUCGAACAGUGGCUCAGAAAGAAGAAAGUUUUCGUGAAAGUUAGACGUGCACAACUCUAGAACUCAACACCACGGUCCUAGUGCUGGAAUAUUCGGUCCAAGAAUUCGGUGACCUCGAUUUUCUCCACAUUGUACACUUUUUUUUACAAACUUAUAGAGACUUUGAUUUUAUUUUAUUUUGUUCGUUUGUCAUUAUCGUCAUCGUCUUCGUUCGUCGUGGUCGUGGUCGUGGUAGUUUGUUGUUAACUUAACUCGCAGUAGCCUUUAUUACCAUACCAUAUCGUAUAGUCUAUAGAAACCGUUGUGUUUACUCUGUCCAUUAGAUACAAGAUACAAAUCAAACGAAGCGAGAAAAAGUUCCUAUACAAGUUGUGUGGCAUAUUUUCGGUGAAAAGUGUUAGAGCGUUGGAGAAUCAUGUGGAUUAGGCACGUAUUUUUGGCGUUCCUGUGGCUGCACAUAGCCUUCGCCCACACAACUCAGCGACCAAGUCGCGAUGAAGCUGACUCCAAUCCGCUCCUGGAUAUGGCUUCUAUGUUCAUUCAGGAAGCCCUAAGUGGCCAAGGUGGGAAAUCAGGUAGUAGCGGCGGUGCUGGUGGAGGUGGGGUAGCCCUAGCAGGAGUUGCCUCUUUGAUUGGAACACUUAUGCAGGCCAACAGUGACUCAGGUUCAGGUGGUCGCGGAUCUGGAUCGCCGGGAGGAGCUAUGCAAAUUAUAUCCGGUCUUGGCAGCUUGCUGGCAGCGAACGGAAACGACAACUCCGGAGGCAGUGGAUUCGAUCCGUCAAUCAUUGGCAACGUAAUUGAAAUGUUCACGAACAGUGACGCCAACGAUAACGGUGGUGGCUCACGCCAGAGACGUGAUGCAGGCAAACAGCAAGGAGGGGGAAUCGGUUUGGACUCGGUUCUGCAGUUUGCAUCGAUGUUUAUGGGCUCUCAGGAGCCGCAGAGGAAUCACCACCAGCAAAAGAGAUCGAUACACGACAACAGCGUCGAGCAAGACAAUGGCUUACUGAGUCUGUUGCCCAUGGUCGUGCAGGCAUUUAAUUCUUUUAGCGGACCAGAAGGCAAGCGCACUCAAGAGAGGCACAGAGACCACGCAUGGGUGCUUCCUCCAUACUUGGAACAUCUUCACGUCUUAUGGGACCAUUUCUCGAAUUCCGAUUUGGCCGAUGCGCUUUACCACAAAUCUGGAUUGAAUGCAAUCUUCAUGGGCUUCAAGGGGCGCGACGGAAAGUUGGACUACAACAAACUCUUCGAUUCUCUCAACAAUCAAUCUUUCCGCCGUCGCUGGAUCAAGGCUGCCACUCUCUAUUUGGCUGACUGGGCGGGUUACUUGGCCAAUCCAGAUGUGUACUUGAAAUACAUUCAAACUGCCCAAAUUAUGUUCAAUGGCUUCCUCAAGUCUCAAGGAUACCCUAAAUCUACUUUCUUCGAGCCCAGCCGCGCCAGUGAGACCAUCUCGAAUCUCUUGGACUACAUCGCCAAGCACCAUCUCAGUGUUAAAAUCGAAUCAAAGACCUACGUCAAGCCAGCUGUUGGCUACGCCAAAGAACUACUCAAAUUGGGUCAAGCACGAGUUCUGCUGCAGAAGUUCAACGCCACCGAGCUCAGCGAUAAACUAACUGACACACUUAAUCUGGAAGUGAUUGAACCAGUUCUCAAAGUCCACAGAGCCUAUCGCUUUGUCACCAGAACCCCGCACUGCGACAAAUAUGUGUUGUGUGAAUUGAACUCCGAGGAGCAGCCCAGCGCCAAGAACAACGGAAUAGUCACAGGAGUUAAGCCAAAAAUUGUCAAAGUCGGCAGCAUGGGAGCAGCUUUGUUCUUGAGUGCAGAAACUGGAACACCAUUUUGGACACUAUUCAGUGUCAUUACAAAGGCGAGUAAUUGCGAAACUAAGUACCCAGUUGACUGCAGCGGAUUCCACGAGGGCGAAGCCAGAGUGACCACAGAAUAUAUCCACAAUGAACUGUAGAUUGAGAUGAAGAAACAAUAAAACUGGCAAAAAUUAAAGUAAACUAUGUAGCUAUGUAGUCGUUUAAAAUGUAAAUAAAUUAUAUUAAACAAAAAUUA
Molecule: messenger RNA, 2090 nt
Organism: Eupeodes corollae
Lineage: Eukaryota; Metazoa; Arthropoda; Insecta; Diptera; Syrphidae
Exons: 1
Coding region: 433-1992 (519 amino acids)
Source: RefSeq, a predicted model, not a curated record